Molecule: messenger RNA, 6611 nt
Organism: Nymphalis io (European peacock)
Lineage: Eukaryota; Metazoa; Arthropoda; Insecta; Lepidoptera; Nymphalidae
Gene: Chd1
Product: chromodomain-helicase-DNA-binding protein 1
Exons: 24
Coding region: 399-5873 (1824 amino acids)
Biological process (GO): nucleosome organization; regulation of transcription by RNA polymerase II
Cellular component (GO): chromatin; nucleus
Molecular function (GO): DNA binding; histone binding; ATP-dependent chromatin remodeler activity
Source: RefSeq, a predicted model, not a curated record
GUGGCAAUAUGGCUGUAGCUUUCGAGUUUUACUGGUAGUGCGCGGUGCUCUAAUCAUUUUCAAUAUAGAACGAAGUAUUUCCGACGGAUCAAAAGUUUCAUUUUUAAUUUUUUUGUGAUUACUGUAUCUGCUUACUCUGUUUUUGCCAAAGUUGUGUAGGGAUUUUCUAAAAUUUUCAAUCCGUCGUCACCAGAAUUCACGCGACGACAAAAUGGCGUCGCUUGACAAGAUUUUGCAGCGAAUUAUAAUUUUCAAUUUUAUUGGCUUAUCAUAAAAUUAUAUUUAAAAAUGUCACAACAAGUGUUCCAAUGUUUUUAUAUUAAAUGAAUUGAAUACUUUUUAUUUAUUUCUAUCUGCAAUUAAUUGAGAUAUAGUGCAAUCAGUAGAAUUUCAACAAAAUGCUCUUGAAGGGCUCAAUGAAUGAAUCUGGAAGUGAUUCUAUGAGCGAGAAAGGAGAGAAGAGUGAUUCUAGUGGUUCAGGCUCAGGCAGUGAGAGUGACAGUGGUUCUAGUUCUUCUGGAUCAGGGUCAGCUGGCAGAUCAGGAUCUGAAAAAUCUUCCAAUGCAGACAGGUCACAUCUUAGUGAUGACACAAAAUCUUCACCAAAACACAGUAAUGCCAAUUCUUCCAAAUCUGAUCAUCAUACUGAUAAAGAUUCUUCAGAUGACUCAAUAUCAAAACGGAAGUCAAGAAAUAAUCAUGGAAAGGUGAAAUCAGAUCUCUGGGAAGAUAAUCCUGAUAUAUAUGGCAUAAGGAGAUCAGCUCGGUCAAGAAAAGAACCAGAUCGACUGAAACUUGCAGAUAGUGACUCAAGUGAGCGAGGACGAAGUCAUAAUAGAAAAAGUAGAAAAAAAAGCAACUCAUGGAAUUCAGAUACCUCCGAUAGUGAUAGUGAUAUGAAGGGUUCACCACCUCCACCUUCUAAACGACCAGGCCAAAGAAACGUACCUCUAAGAAAAAAGAAACCAUCAAGAAGAAGAAGAUUUACCAGUGAUGAAGAUGAAAGUACAGAAGCAUCUGAUGAAGAAACUAGGAGUCGCGCAGCAACACGGCGAACUGGAGCUGCUGUCAGUUACAAAGAAGCCAGUGAUGAACAAACUGACUCUUCAGACUUAUUGGAAGUCGAAGGGGAGGGAGAAGUUGAACCUGAACCUGAAGAUCAUAGUGAGACUAUUGAAAGGGUUCUUGGUCACAGACGAGGAAAGAAAGGAGUCACUGGAAAUGUGACUACAGUUUACUAUAUAGAAGAGCAUGGUGAUCCCAAUGAAGGUUGUAAUCCUGAUGAUGAAGAAAACACUGAACCGCAGUACCUGAUUAAAUGGAAAGGAUGGUCUCAUAUACAUAAUACAUGGGAAUCUGAGAAAACAAUCAGUGAACAAAAAGUUAAAGGGCUUAAAAAGUUAGAAAACUAUAUAAAGAAAGAAGCUGAACUUUCGUGGUGGAGGCAACAAGCUGGCCCUGAAGAUAUUGAUUACUUUGAAUGUCAAUCUGAAUUACAGCAAGAAUUGGUGAAGACCUACAAUUUUGUAGAAAGGAUAUUUGCUGAACAAACGAGACAGUUGGAAGGUGGUGGAACAGCUCAUGAAUACUUUUGCAAAUGGGAGUCAUUACCAUAUGCAGACUCAACAUGGGAAGAUUCUUCUCUAAUAGAAAAAAGGUGGCCUGCAGAAGUAGAAACAUUUAAAAGUAGGGAAGCUGCUAAAACAACUCCAUCCAGACAUUGUCCUGUUUUAAAACGACGGCCGAAAUUCCACCAAGUAAAAGAACAACCCGAGUAUAUGGGAAAAGAUCAGUCUUUUAUAUUGAGAGAUUAUCAAAUGGAUGGAUUAAAUUGGUUGAUACAUUCCUGGUGUAAAGAUAAUUCUGUCAUUCUAGCUGACGAAAUGGGAUUAGGCAAAACUAUACAGACAAUAUGUUUCUUGUAUUAUUUAUUUAAAUCGCAACAACUAUAUGGGCCAUUCCUUUGUGUGGUGCCUUUAAGUACAAUGACAGCAUGGCAAAGAGAAUUUACGCAAUGGGCACCUGAUAUUAACGUUGUGACUUAUAUUGGUGAUGUAACUAGCAGAAAUAUUAUCAGACAAUUUGAAUGGAGUUUCGCCAGUUCAAAAAGAUUAAAAUUCAAUGCAAUAUUAACUACUUAUGAGAUAUUAUUAAAAGAUAGACAAUUUCUGAGGUCUUUUAGCUGGGCUUGUCUGUUAGUUGAUGAAGCACACAGGUUAAAAAAUGAUGAUUCACUUUUGUAUAAAGCCUUGAAGGAAUUUGAUACAAAUCAUAGAUUACUGGUUACUGGGACACCAUUACAGAAUUCCUUAAAGGAGUUAUGGGCACUGCUACAUUUUAUAAUGCCAUACAAAUUUGAAUCUUGGGAAGAAUUUGAGAAAGAUCAUGAAGAUGCCGCAACUAAAGGAUAUGAAAAACUACAUAAACAAUUGGAACCUUUUAUAUUAAGGAGACAAAAAAAAGAUGUAGAGAAAUCUUUACCUGCAAAAGUAGAACAGAUCUUAAGGGUGGAAAUGACUUCCAUACAAAAACAAUAUUACAAAUGGAUUCUUACAAAAAACUACAGUGCAUUGCGAAAAGGUGUAAAGGGCUCAAUAAAUACAUUUAUUAAUAUUGUGAUAGAACUGAAAAAAUGUUGUAAUCAUGCACUCCUGACAAAACCUGAAGAUUUUGAAUCAAGAGCAUCUCUUGCUACUACAGAUGCUGUUGAGAAACUUCUAAGAGGCUCUGGGAAACUGCUUUUAUUAGAUAAAUUAUUAUGCAGGCUAAAAGAAACUGGCCAUAGAGUGCUUAUAUUUUCUCAAAUGGUAAGAAUGUUGGAUAUACUUGCUGAAUAUUUACAAAGGCGUCACUUUCCAUUCCAACGUUUGGAUGGAAGCAUAAAAGGAGAAAUAAGAAAGCAGGCUCUUGAUCAUUUUAAUGCUGAAGGUUCGCAAGAUUUCUGCUUUUUGUUAUCUACACGAGCAGGUGGCCUCGGUAUUAACUUGGCAACUGCAGAUACUGUGAUAAUAUUUGAUUCUGAUUGGAAUCCACAAAAUGACCUACAAGCACAAGCUCGCGCUCAUCGUAUUGGUCAAAAAAAUCAGGUAAAUAUUUAUCGAUUGGUAACUGCCAGGUCUGUAGAAGAAGAUAUAGUAGAAAGAGCUAAAAGAAAAAUGGUUCUUGACCAUUUGGUCAUUCAGAGAAUGGACACUACAGGCCGAACUGUCCUUAAUAAAAGAGAUGCCUCUGCCACAAGUGCAAAUAACCCUUUUAACAAGGAAGAUUUAAAUGCAAUUUUAAAAUUUGGUGCAGAGGAGUUGUUUAAAGAUGAUGAUGAAAAUGAUGAGGAUCCCGUCUGCGAUAUAGAUGAAAUUUUGCAAAGAGCAGAGACUAGGGAUGAAGGACCCACAAUGGCAGGGGAUGAACUACUUUCUGCUUUUAAAGUUGCUAGUUUUGCGUUUGAUGAAGAAAAAGCUGUAAUGGAAGUGAAAAAAGAAAGUAUUGAAGAGGAAGGUAAAGAUUGGGAUGACAUUAUACCAGAAAAUGUUAGGAAAACUAUAGCUGAACAAGAAAAGAAUAAGGAAAUGGAGGAUUUGUACUUACCACCUAGAAGAAAGAAUAUGCAGCAAAACAAUGCUGACGAUAGAGGUGGCCGCAAACGUCGCGGUCGCAGUGGUGGGGACGGUGGGGACGGCGGUGACGGAGCUGAUGGUGAGGGUGACGUUGACAGUGACAUAUCCGAUGCCGAUGUUAGCGUUGAUGACGACCGACCCAGGAAGCGAGGUCGUCCUCCUGCCUCGCACAGGGAAAAGAUUAAGGGAUUUACGGAUCAGGAGAUUCGUAGGUUUGUGAAAAGCUUUAAGAAGUUUUCUGCACCUUUAAAGCAUCUUGAUAGCAUAGCUUGUGAUGCUGAGCUUCAGGAAAAACCAUUAGCUGACCUCAAAAAAUUGGGAGAGAUUCUUCAAGAGAGAUGUAAAGCUGUAUUAAAUGAUACCACUGAAUCCACUAAUGAGCAUAACGAUGGCCGCAAAAACGCAAGAAAGACUUUUAAGCUUGGUGGUGUUCCUGUCAAUGCAAAAACGAUGGCAGCCUGUCAGGAUGAACUUGCACCUUUAGAUGAUUUCUUACCACAAACUAAAGAAGAAAGACUUAAAUGGCUAUUAGAUUUCAGGACAAGGCCGGCCAAUUUCGAUAUUGAAUGGGGCGUUGAGGAUGAUUCUAAGUUAUUAGCAGGUAUUUAUCAGUAUGGGAUGGGUUCUUGGGAAGCAAUUAAAAUGGACUCAUCAUUUGUUAUUGGUGAUAAAAUUCUUACAAAUGAGGACAAGAAACCACAGGCAAAGCAUUUACAAUCUAGAGCCGAAUAUUUAUUAAAACUAAUCAAAAAGUUGCUUGAUCAAAAAAACGGAAAACAAAAACAAAGAAAACCAAGAAUGAAGAAAGGUGCAAAAGAGCCUGUAACAAAAGACACUGUGGAUGAAGAUAUGAGUUCAGGCAAUGAGAGCAAAAAAGGAAAUAAAAAUGCAAAGAAUGAUAAAGGAGAAAAGGGCAAAUCAAAAUUGGAGGAUAUUUUAACUCAUGAUGAAACCUCCAAUGACAGAAAAGAAAAGGAUAAGAAGCGCACACGAAAAGAGGGUAAAGAUCGACCCAAAAAUGAUAAAAUUAAGGGUCGUAAAAAGCCUGCUGGCCCUAUGCAUUUCACUGCUAAUAAUGAGCCAAGAGCUUUAGAGGUUUUAGGUGAUUUAGAUCCAUCAGUAUUUGAGGAAUGUAAAGAAAAAAUGAGACCAGUUAAAAAAGCUCUUCGUGCCCUUGAUAAUCCAGACCAAACUCUCUCAGAAACAGAACAAGUAUCCCGAACAAGAGCUUGUCUGACACAAAUAGGAAAUCAAAUAGACAUAUGUUUAUCUGAAUACCCAGAUCCUGAAAAAAAAGUUGAAUGGAGGAGUAAUCUCUGGUAUUUUGUGUCAAAAUUUACCAAUUUUGAUGCUAAGCAGUUGUACCGGCUAUAUAAAUAUGGUCUGAAGAAAACUGUAGAUGGUAAAAAGGAUGGAAAACACAAAGAAAACAAGUUAAGUGCUAAAAACAAUAUACAUAGCUCAAAUAAUCAUGUAAAAUCAUAUAAAAAAGAGGCCAAAAAUGACGAAAAUAAUCGAAAAGAGAAAAGAUCAAAGAUAGAAAAAGACAAAAUAGAUAAAAAUAAUGAAAAGAUACCUCACGCAUCUGGGGUAAAAAGAAAACUAGAGGAGGGUGAAUGUGACCCCGAUCCGACAGAAAACAAACGACACGAGAGACAUAAACACAAACAAAAGGAACGCAGAGAUAGGGAAGGGAGCCUGAAGCAGGACAAUUUGAUGUACAGAGAGCGGAGCCGGACGGAGCGAGAGAGAGAGCGAGACCGAGAUCGAGACCGUGAGCGCGAUCGCGAUCGAGAUCGAGAUCGUGACAGGGAAAGAGAUCGAGAUCGAGAUCGCGAUCGCGAUCGUGAUCGGGAUCGCUCUCGUACGCGAAGAGACAGCGGUGGAGUUGGCCCACCGCGUGUGCGUCCGCCUUAUGCGCCCCACGCGCAUGGCGACCACGCUGCGCACCCGUCGCAUCCGGCGCACCCUGCCUGGACGCCGCCCGCCUAUCCGGGUCCUCGUCAGUACCGUGGAGGUGAUCGCAACGGUCGGCCACAUGAUAAGAGAAGGUUUGGAGGAUAUGCAGCGAUGCAAGGUCCCUACAGUGGAUAUUACGAAGGUACGGCGAUGGCUGGAGGGAUGGGUUUCCCUCCUGUACGUCCAUACCCGGACGAGUGGCGCGGUUACACACCGCAGUCGGACUACGCAUAUGACGAGCGAGAUUAUGAGCGCGAAGUCUAUAGAAGAGAUUAUGAUCGGCGGGCUCCACCGACUUAGUAAGCUCAUCGAUUGAGCUGUGAAUGUUCUCUGUAAAUAUAGUGAUAAUGAUAAAAAUAAAUAUGUAAAUAGUCAAUAGAUAUAGAUCUCUUUCCGUGGACGCUGAUUUAGACGUAAAGUGUAAGUGACAAAUAGUGCUGUGGUUUUUAUCUAUGUGAUAAGCGAAGAGCGUCAUCGAUUUUGACUUUGAGACAUUUAACAAUAUUGUAACCGUGUUUUAUAAGUGAGACUGUAUAGUAAAUUUAUUUAUUUCCAAGUCUGUCGAUUAUUUGUUAGUGUACAGUUUUAGACAAUAUUAUUUUUACAUUAUUUCAAUUUGUUGCCAAUUUUACCGGUUUUAAAUAGUAAUAUCUUAAUCAGAUAUUUCUUGAUUUUCUAUUAAUUUAAUGCCAAUUUUAGGUAUUUAUUUGUCAACGACAGGUGGUGAUAUGCGUAUAUGAUAGUCAAUGUACAAAAUUCAGCGAUUUGCGUAUAAAUAAAAUCAUGUGCAGUUCAGAACAUUGUGUAUAGCUUAGAAUGGCACAUCAAUAUUGUCAUUGCAUUUUGGCAGUGUAUAGGAAAGAGUUCAUUGUAUUUCCUUUCUCAUUAAACAUGCAUUUCUGAGUCCAAGCGGGAUUCGUACAGUCCUAUUUUUAUACAUAUGUAAAAUCUUAUUCUCUGUUACAUGCAAUUGAGUGUAAUAAGAGUGGAAGCGUCUUGGUAUAAACCAUGAUAAAUAAACAUAUUAUUAAAAGUUGA